Messenger RNA from Scophthalmus maximus (turbot), 2886 nucleotides. Its product is annotated as cyclic AMP receptor-like protein A. The transcript is spliced from 13 exons. The record is from RefSeq and is a predicted model, not a curated record. Gene Ontology annotation, biological process: cell surface receptor signaling pathway; adenylate cyclase-activating G protein-coupled receptor signaling pathway. Gene Ontology annotation, cellular component: plasma membrane. Bases 95 to 1147 code for a protein of 350 amino acids. Gene Ontology annotation, molecular function: G protein-coupled receptor activity; cAMP binding. NCBI's taxonomy places the organism in Eukaryota, Metazoa, Chordata, Actinopteri, Pleuronectiformes, Scophthalmidae.
UAGAAACCGGAAGUACAAGAAAAAGCUACAGCAGAGCAGAACCAAAACAAAGUGAAGCUGCUAAAACUAUUCCCAACUUCCCUGAGAGUCAAAAAUGGACAGUGUAAAUACACAUUCAAUGAGUAACGAGUCAAGAUGCGUAUUCUUUAAUACACAUUCAGAAGACUAUCGAUGCGUGGUGAUUUUAACAGUGAAACGAGCCACAGGCACAAUCUCCUUAGCAGGAUGUCUUUUCAUGCUGUUUGUGAUCUGGCUGCUCCGCAGAUAUCACUCUUUGGCUCAGAAGAUGAUUCUCAGCCUGACCGUAGCCGCCUUUUUUGAUAGCGUUGCAUAUGUCAUGGGUGAGUCACAUCCAGAGGGAUCUCUUUGUGACUUCCAGGCCUGGUGGCUAACUUACUUUGAUUGGAGUGCCUUGGCCUGGGUUUGCCUCAUCACUUUGAACCUGUACUUCAACCUGGUCCGAGAAAUAAGCACCAACAGAUAUGAGAUGUUGUACCAUCUGAUGGCGUGGGGGGUGCCUCUGGUCAUGGCCUCUUUACCACUGCUAAAGGGUUACUACGGCCCCGCGGGAGCCUGGUGCUGGAUCACAGACGAUCACGUAGCCUGGAGAUUUGGGAUAUGGUACGUGCCUUUGUUCAGCCUCAUCUUUCUGAUGAUCUGCUGCUACGCCAGGAUCAUCUACGUGGCCAACAACAGGUUGCAGUCAUGGUUAGGAACCUUCAACCCAGAGCGGGAGAGACGAAAGGUUUCCUUGGCUGAGGAGAUCAAGCCAUUGAAGUGGUAUCCGUCCGUUUACCUGCUGGUGUCCAUCUUUCCACUAAUCAACAGGCUCCAUAACGCCGUCUACCCACAGGAUCCAUCCUUCUCGCUCACCUUGUUGCACGUCCUGUCAGCGCCACUUCACGGUUUGGCCAAUGCAUUUGUCUUCGGCCUGGAUAGGGACUGGUGGAGUCUACUGAGCCCGACAGGCAUGCAGCUGGCUCUGCAGUCGAGGCUGUGUGACAGGACUCGGAUCGGAGAGUACCACCCUGGGGCGGUGCGCUACACACAGGCUGACCUGGUCGACCUCAGCGAUGACGACGACGACGAUGACACCAACGUGCUCUUCUUCUCUCCUGACAUGACCCUGAAAGGCCGAGGGCCCUGAGAGAGAGAGAGAGAGAGAUGGACGGACGGAGAGAGACAGAGAGAGAGGGAGAUAAAAGAGCUGGAGGGACAAAACACGAAGGAGGAGGGUCGCAGCCAGAGAGAAACGCCGCAGAUUAGAAACGGAGAGGAAGGAAAAAAAGAGGUAGGGAGGGAAUGGAAGGGAAGAUUGGGGGGACAGUCAGGCAGAUAGAAGCCGGAGAUGAGCUGUCAGGUUCCAUUAUUAAUCCUCAUCCUUUACUAUUUAAUAUCCUAAAGACACACUCACACACAGAGGCACACAUGCUGCGCCGAGCAGCGGCUCCCUGCAAUACUAUCAUCCGAGAGGAGCGAGAAGGGAGCGGCUCUAAAGACCCUUGUGAUGUUAAAGACGUCGACUGCAUCCCAAAGGUCCUAAAAUGAUUUCCCUUGCUGCGUCACCUUCUCGAUUCCUUGUAUUCGUCGCCUGUAUUUUGGCAAACCACCGAAAAAAACAAAGAAAAAAACACAUAAAGGACUUCUGAAAGGCAAUCAUAACAAGAUGUUGGUUUAGCAUUCGCAGCAAUUACCUUUUCACUUCUCUGCAGGAGAUUAGGUGAAAAGCAGGCCUUUUUUAAAAAAAGCCCCCCGUGUGUCAGACAUGAAAGUGUCUACAACUACACUUAGAUUGAUCCCAGCACUGAACAACUUCUCUGCCGAUGAGACGGAGCGGUGGAAAUACCGAGGGCGGGUUUUUAAAAACUGUAAACAUUACCUGGUAGCACACACACACACACACACACCCACACACACACACAAAAAGUCCCAAAACACCAGCGUCUCCUUCCUCAGACAGUAUUUGGUUUGUUUUUUCUCUUUGUAUACGACUUGUAUGUUCCUGCUAUUGCAACUUUCGCAAGUAUUUCUUUGACUGUUGUUUUGUAUUUUUUGUUUUUGUUAUUUUUUUUACGAAAUACUAAACUUGUUUCUGGUAUUUAUAACAGAUGAACGCACUGUAUAUAUUUAAGUGUACACUCUAUUUUUGUACGUGCCUUGGACUUGAAAUGUGAAGAAAAGGGCUUCUCUCACGUGACGGUCGAGCAGAGCCUGACUCAUUUUGUAUCCUUUAGAACAAAAAAAACCUGGUUAUUAGUCAAAUAAACACACACACACACACACACACAGACACGUAGACACACAGGCUUCUCUUUAAGGUCCCUGUCAAAAAGCCGGGUCGGAAAGAGAUGACACGCUCGGCAGCCGCGACACAGCAGCAGCCUCUGAUGGUUCAUCAUCAUCUCACCAUCUGUGUCAGCGGCACUGAGGGGACUUCGCCGAGGUGUGAUUGGCAGGAUAAUCGAGUCACUUUAUAUUCAACCCAGGCCCCCUGUUUUUUGGUUUUCCCCCACCCCACCCCCCCCUCACAUGUGUAGGGUGGUUUCAUCACUGUUGGUGCGCACUGCCUGCUGUCAGCCACCUCUCCGACAAGUUGAACUAAUGAACCGACACUUGACCCUUUUUACCCUUGAGUUGUUGAACUUUUCUGCCGGGCGUCAGUGACGCCAUGAGUGCAACUCUGAGCUUACAGUUCACAUAGGCCCGCCACCGAAUGACACACACACACACACACACACAGACACAGACACAGACACACACACACACACACACACACACAGACACUCAUUUGCGGUGUGCCCCUACCCCUCUUUUGGCACUGUUGCUCGUUUUACUUGACUGCACACUCCAUCAAAUAAAUGAGCAGGAGAGACAUUUCAUAACAAA